CUCAGUUAGUCGGUGAUAUUCGUCGACUGUGGUUUGCAUUGUGAGCAGGAUGAGCAAGGCACGAAUCUCGAAUGAAUCCUUAAACCAGGUUAAUCAGCGAUUUAGUUGCUCAUUAGUUUGGAAUUGUUUACAAAAGUGAUUCGCCGAUUUUCGCACAGAGCGCGGGAGCUGUACGUAUUUUUCGGGCGAGUUUUUCGCGAGGCUGCACACGAUACACACCUCGCACCGCCGGUGGACAUUUUUCGCAUUCGGAAUGAUUUCCAUUUCGUGAGAAAUUUUAUCACUGUAGCGCAGUCUGUCGCUAGAUUUUGAUAAGGGUUGUUCCAUUUUUCGUUAGUUAUGUUGGUCGUUCAGUACUAGUCAUGAAAUUAUCGAGUAAUGUGUUUUAUUCUUCACCGGUAUGAAUAAUGUGGUAUCUAAUGCAAGUAGUGGUGUUUUGGAUUUUAUUGAUCACCGAUGAAUACUAUUCGGCGUUUUCUUCUUACACAUUCGAUAAAAGAGAAACGGAUUACAUUAUUGAUGAAACGUACUGGAAUGAUGAAAGUCCGGCUGGAGAAGUGGAAAAAUUACUUCACGAUUUUCCACAAAACCAAGAGCUAGUACGCAAUAUAGGAGCUAGUUAUUACCAAAUAAUUUAUCCAACUCAGCUCCGACGCCACGAGAAAAUGGGAAUUUCAACCAGAGAAACAGCUCCGACAAAGAUGGGGAAGCAUUAUCAUCGUACUUCCUUACUUAUAAAAGCUUUCAGCCAUAAAUUUCGAUUGGAUUUAGAACUGAACACGCAACUAUUGGCACCCAAUUUGAUGCAAAAACACUACCUACCACAUGGUGCCGAACAAGUUUCAAAACAAGAAAUUGAACAUUGCUACUAUCACGGAACGGUGAAGGAUAUUCCAGGUGCGACAGCUGCUUUUCACACAUGUAAUGGGAUCUCUGGAGUUAUUCAUAUUGGAAAUGAGACUUUCAUCAUACAUCCGUUCUAUGGUGGUGAUCUCGCCAAACAUCCUCAUGUGAUAUUCGAAUCUCACGCCAAGUUCAAUAGUGGUUGUGCUAACAAAGGUAAUUUAGAAUGGAGAAUGAAAGGUCAUUCUAGGAAACCGAAACGUGGAAGCUCAUUUUUCAAUUUAAAUCGUACCAAAAGAGACGUCAGAGAGGCUACAAAAUACAUAGAAACAGCGCUCAUCGUCGACAGAUCAAUGUUCGAUCGCCGUAACGGCAGUACCAGAGCUAUUGUGAUACAGGAUGCGUUACAGAUAGCAAAUAUUGUUGAUCUAUAUUUUCGGACAAUAAAUACUAGAGUAUCAGUAGUUUACAUAGAAACUUGGCAAGGUGCCAAUCAAAUUUCAAUUGAUAAAAAUGCCGAAAUUAGCCGCGCAUUGCUCAAUUUUAACGAAUAUGCUUCACGUCAACUUUUUACCGUAGAUAGAGACACCGUUCAAUUAAUUACAGGGGAGCGUUUUGCCGGUAAUGAAGCUGGUAUGGCUGUACCUGAAUCAGUAUGCACCGCAAAAUCAUUAGCUAUUAUUGUUGAUUUAAAUGCAUAUGAACCUCACAUCACGGCUGCUACAAUGGCACACAUGAUUGGGCAUAAUGUUGGAAUGGGUCACGAUGAUGGAAGAAGCGAAUGCUUUUGUCGAGACUGGCACGGAUGUAUAAUGCAGCAAAGUAUUGUCGGUCAAGACAAUAUUCAUCCUUAUAAAUUUAGCGAAUGUAGCUUAGACGAUUACAUCGCUGGGUUUAGAGAUAGCAGAAGCAUGUGUUUACUAAAUAAGCCUAACGAGGUUACCAGUCCUCAUCAACACUGUGGAAAUAAAAUUAUAGAAGAAAACGAAGACUGUGAUUGCGGAAGUUUAGAAAAUUGCGAAGAAGUUGACCCAUGCUGUGAUCAUAUAACUUGUAAAUUAAAAAAGGAAUCAGAGUGUUCCGCUGCUCAUAAAUGUUGUUCCAAAUGCAAGUAUUUACCUCGCGGAACUUUAUGUAGACCAGCCUCCAACGAAUGUGAUUUACCAGAAUAUUGUUCCGGUAAUAAUGGAGAAUGUCCGGUGGAUGCUCAUAAAAAGAAUGGCCAUCCGUGUGAGAAAAAUAGGGGAAUUUGUUACAACGGAUUUUGUCCAACAUUGAUCCAACAAUGCGAAUACGUUUGGGGAAAAGGUGGUAAAGCGGCUGAUAAAAAAUGUUACGAUCAGUUUAAUUCGAAAGGCUCGAUAAGUGGAAAUUGUGGAAUGGACGGACACGGGAAUUAUAUUCAAUGCGAACCGAACAAUGUUUUAUGCGGAUCGUUACAAUGCGCCAAUGGAAGUCAGUAUCCUGCAUCGCAUUUAGGACACGAAUACACUAGAACGAUAAUAUCUAUCAAAGGUUACGAAUACGAAUGCAAGUCGACUAGAAAUAGAAACGUAACCACAGUUAAAGGAUUGGUUCGCGAUGGAACCCCUUGUGGCACAGACUUAAUUUGUAUAAAUCAAACGUGUACCAGUAUUUUUCCUCACGUUGAUCAUGGCAAAUGUCCCAGUAAUCAUAAAAACCUGGAGUGUUCUUCACACGGACUUUGCUCAAAUUUAAAUACUUGUCAUUGUGAAGACGGUUGGACUGGGCCAGAUUGCUCAAUUAAACUAGAGUUGAUACCAACUACUCCGCCGGCACCUACUGUCAGCCAAUCAACGGCGGCUCCGUCAAAUGAAACUGUCAAAAAAGAUUCCCUGGAAUCUCAAAUGAAAAGGAAGGAAACACCAUACGAAAAUGCCCACAGUACAAACACAGUUAACUUGGUUGGGGUAUUGAUGGCGGCUUGUGGGGGGGUUUUCACUGUUUUCACUACUGUUGCUCUUUGCUACAGGUCAGUUGUGGUGCACAAAAGCUUCUCUCAUUGCCUAAUAAGAAUACCUUACUAUACACACAGAUUUUCUAGAAAAACUACUAUGCCUAAAAUAAAAUACGAUUCGCCUUACGAUAGUAAGAAGAAGAAAAAGAAAUCGGAAUCUUUGCCGGGGGCGGAAGAAGACGAAGAAAUUGUAGUCGAAAUACCAGGAGGAGAUAAAAUACCUACUUAUCCUGGAACGCCUUCUUGCAGCCAAAGACCUGGAAGUAGUACCAGCAGCGAUAGUCAGCAUAGAGUCUUUUACCGUCCAUCGAGCCAGCAAGGUUCUACCUCUGCUCCAUCUGCGAUGACGUCGUUGAAUCAAUACGAUUUAAAACCGUCCUAUUCUAGGGAAUUCAAUGUGCAAAAUUUUAGAAAAUCUGAUAGCAGAAGCUGUCUUGAUGAACAGAUACCACACCACCAUCAUCAUCAUCACCAUCAUCAUCCACAACACCACCAUCAUCAUCAUCAAUCAGAAGAAGACGAAGAAGAUGAUGACGAAUCCGGACCAAUUCGUAUACGUAAUUUAGAAGAUCUAAUUCGACAAUUAGAACACCAUUCUAUUAAACAUUCAAACCCCAUUGUUGGUGUUGAAGAUUUAAGAUAUUCAGAGACUGAAGCUGAUCGCCAGUAUAGAGUUGAAAUACCAUCCGGAAACGAAGAAUUAAGAUUCGUUUUCGGUAGGUUUAGACAUCCUAGUCGGACACAAACCCCUUCCUACCAUAGUAUGCCCGAUGAAGAAAGACGUUUUCCUUCUUCAGCGGACCAUACGAACAGGGGCCAGCAUGUAGUGGAUAUUCACGUCGAUAUUCACGAUAAUGAAAGAUUUAAAAUAUUAAACCGUCUUUUACAAGAUAUAGAAAAAAAAGACUUGAAAAACGAACAGAACGCCAUUUUUAACGGUUCUUCCCCAGAUUCUGCCCAUUUCUGCGAUAAUUCAGCAAGGUAUUAAAGUAACACCAUUUCUCAAUAUACAAUUACGAAGAUCUUUUUCAGUAAUUUUUAAGGAAGAAACUUGUCUAAAAUGAACUUUAAAUAUUUAUGUUUGAUGAUCAUUUACACUACAGUAUCAUAGACAUUAUCCCUACUUACGUAUUACCAAAAUAAUUUCAAAUGAAAUUUCAUACCAUAGGUAAUUUUAAUAAUUGGCCAGUAGGUAUUCGUAAAAGUGAAGCGACGAGUAGGUCUAGGUAUGAAAAGAUGAAUUUCAAACCUACUCAUCGUACAAAGAUCAUUUUUACUUUUUUUUGAAAAACUUUAAUGCAUAAUUUUUUUGAAAAAUUAAAACCACAAGUAUGUACCUACAUAAAUACCCAUCUCUUCGUAAAUCGACUGAUUUCAAACGCUGAGGAGAUUCACGCAAAAACAAAUUGUAUUCUCAUGAUACGUGAUCGAGUUGAAAAAUACUUAAUAUUAAAGCAUCAUUAUCGUGAUUGUAAUUCAAAUUUUAUACUUUGUACAUACCUUUUAUAUUAUUCGUGUGUUUGUGUGUGUAUAACGUACCUACUUAUUGUAUUGAAAAUAACGUAAAAUAUCAAAAAAAUGAAAAUUUUUUAAAGCGCUCAAUGUAUAAAUUUUUAUACUGUAAUUCUUCACAGUGUUUCCAAUCACUAUAACUUAAGAAUGUAACGAUUAAGAUACACAGCAGCUUUAAACACUUUUUUUUUGGUAAUGAGCUUAUAUUUUCAAUGAGAAAAAUAUGUAAAAAAACGUUCAAAAAUUAAAAAAAAUAUAUAUACAGUAAAUUAUGCAGUUUUAGUACAGGGGCCAUUUAACAAUGUAAUUCUUUAGUCAAUUUUGCAAUUAGAUAUCUGAUAAUUUUUUACAUUUUCUUGUUUGUUUUUUAUGUAAAAAAUUUUUUAAAGUAGGUUUUAACUGUUUACAAAGUGAAACAGCAGUUUACAUGUUUAGCACGUGACAUUUUGAAUUAGUUCUCCAAUUAUUUUCGUUUUUCGUGAAAUAUUUAUUUGAAAUAGACGCGAAUAAGUGACUACAUUUACAGAGCAUUCGCAGGACAUUUUAUUAUAAUUAAAAAAAACAUUGCAGAAAAUGAUGAAUUUCUUUUAAAUUUUUAGAACUUUCUCCUGUUUUACCUAGUUGUUAUCUAAGUAUUAAUUAUAGUAAUUAUUGGAAAAAGUGAUGGAAAUUUGAGAUCUUCAAAUGCAACCAAUUCGGCAAGUAAUUAAACUUUGAUUGCAUACUCAUUCACUAGAAGGAAGCAACUGUAUCUCACGUUAGUUAUUACCGUAAUAUAGGUACGUAAUUAUUGCGUCGAUAUUGAUCAAAACCUUUUGGAAAUCAUUUUGCUCCAAUACUUCUGCAUUUUCGAAGAAAAAAAAACAACAAAAAACAUACUCACACAUUUAAAAACAUUUUUAAAACGGUGUUCUUUAUUUAUUAAUUUUUAAAAUUAAUGGGAUUUUAAAAAAAGUUGAAAAGAAUAUACAUACAUAACAAAAAUAUUUCUACAAGAAUGAGAUAUUUGCUAAAUAACAAAUGUCCUGCUGAUGCAAAACGCUGUUCCAUAAAUCCGGCAAAUGUUUUGUUUCAAAUUAAUAAAUAAACUCACAUCGCACCUUUUUUUUUUUUUUUGAUUCUAUUAACCGACGUAUUACAUUUUCCAAAUAAUUCGCUCCAAGUAAACCGUGGCGUAGACUAUACAAAUUUAGUACCUACUUAUUCGAAAGCUUUUUUUAAAACUAAGUGUUCAUUAUUCUGGGAAUAUAAGUAUAAGACGAAGAAAAAAAAAUGCGAUAGUAUUCGACACAUUUUCUUACUUUUUUGCACAAAAAUUGAUACGCAUCGACACACACGUAUGAGUUAAUGCAACCAAUUUUGUGAUUUCAAUUUUAAUGUUCAUGUUUUCGAGACUGCCUAUUAAGAUCGUUUUUUAAAAGACUUACCUAUUUUAUUUUCUUAUAAAUACCUAGUUUUCUUUCUAAAAUGCAUAUGCCUAUGUGCAUUUUACAUAAUAUACUUACUUACCCCUUUUGAAAAAAACUAUGAAAAAAAUAUUUAUGUAAAUGUUUCUCUAUAAUAUGUUGUUUAGCCAAAUGAAAGUUCGUGACGUGUUUUCGUGUUAUUUUUUUUUUUUACAUAUCGGAAGUUACUUACUGGUUAAGUUUGAUGUUAUUUUAUGCAAUAUUUUUCGAUAAAAGAACUUUCUUGCUCGUUAUAGCAGAGAUUUUUUCCCAAGUUCAUCGUAUGUGAGUUUCGUUUUACUAGUUUUAUAUACUUACCUACUAAUUAAUGAUACAUUUCAUCGAAACCAAUCUUUCUUAAUUGGUGUUCAGAUUUUCUCGAUGAAAUUACAAACACAUAAGCAAAGAUGAUAAUAUUUGGAGUAUAUUUGUAAAAAGACAUAUCCGUCCUAUUGCUUUUUAUUUAGGUAGGUACUUGAUUUAGCUACCUUCGUGUCUUUAAUAAAAUAUUACUCCGUCCUGUGUAUUCUUUCCAUCUCAUAAGUUGAAAUUGUUUAUUGGUUGGAUGUUCAAUUCUUUGCCUAAAUUUAACCCUUGAUGAAUUUUUUUCUUCGCAUCUGAUACAUAUCUUGUGAAGGAUCAUUCCUCCUGAUGAGAGAUGAGGAUGAAGCUAAUUCUUCUGUUCGCAAAUACUAAAACAAAAAUUAUGGUUAAAUUGAAUAAGAAAACGAUGGUUAAUAAUAAAUCGACGCAUUUUUCUUGAUAUUUUCCACUUUGGCUUGACAUAUUUUUUAACACUUUAAGCCAUAAUAAGAAGAAAAUGCUUCAAAAAUUCUUUCAUAGUCCUCGAGCAUUACUUCUUGUCGAGUUGUAAUUUUAUCGGAAAAAUUCGAACAAACCAAAGUACAUAAUAUAAAAUCAACAACGUACCUACCUAUUCCUUUAUAAUUUCGUGUCGUGAAUUAAACGACGACAAAAUUACUAAUAAAAGGUAUCUGCCUACUUAACGAGUAGGUUCGAAGAAUAAAGUCUACAAAGAUUCUUUUCGUUACACGUGUAAAAAUAUAGCUUUUCUAAUUGAAAAAAAAAAAGGUUAUUAGUAGUUUUUAUUGUUGUAAGUUACCAAAUGGAUGUAUGUAUGUUGACUUGCGUAAUCUUCCGCCUAUUUCUUUUUUAAUUUUGUUGACGACAGUUGAAUAUUGUGUUAGUGAUAACAUUUUAUAUUAUAGAUAAGUUCUAGGAAUAAUGUUAUUUAUUGUAAUUGAAGUAUUUACGAAAUUACAGUAAAUUUAUUUGUCAAUAAAUGAACUUUUUUUCUAAUUAUAAUGGUGUUUUUGUUUUUAUAUAUUAUAAAACCAAAAUGUAAUAAAUGCUUUAUUUUGUU
Molecule: messenger RNA, 7162 nt
Organism: Planococcus citri (citrus mealybug)
Lineage: Eukaryota; Metazoa; Arthropoda; Insecta; Hemiptera; Pseudococcidae
Gene: mmd
Product: mind-meld
Exons: 27
Coding region: 408-3809 (1133 amino acids)
Biological process (GO): proteolysis
Molecular function (GO): metalloendopeptidase activity
Source: RefSeq, a predicted model, not a curated record